Malus domestica (apple) is the source of this 1351-nucleotide messenger RNA. Its product is annotated as heavy metal-associated isoprenylated plant protein 7-like. Lineage: Eukaryota; Viridiplantae; Streptophyta; Magnoliopsida; Rosales; Rosaceae. The record is from RefSeq and is a predicted model, not a curated record. Gene Ontology annotation, molecular function: metal ion binding.
AAAAACAAACACAAAAGAGAGAGUGCCCAUUUCUCGCAAAUAUAGAGAAAGCUGAGCUCCCAUGCCACUCGAGAGAUCGAGAGAGAGAGAGAGAGAGAGAGAGAGAGGAGAGAUUUUAAAAACAGAGUAAAACUUAACAAUUGAACUACACCAAUGGGGGAGGAGGAGAAGAAACCAGAGGAGAAGAAAAUGGAGGAGAAGAAGCCAGAGGCGGAGGAGAAGAAGCCUGAGGCUGCCGAGCAAAAGAAGGAGAAAGCCGAGGAGGGAAAAGAUGGGAAAGCAGAGGCCAAGGAGGGUGAUGCCGCCACCGCUCCUCCGCCUCCGCCGCCACCCCAAGAAAUUGUGCUCAAAGUUUAUAUGCAUUGUGAGGGAUGUGCUCGCAAGGUCAAGCGGUGCCUCAAAGGAUUUCAAGGGGUGGAAGAUGUGAGCACAGAUUGCAAGACUCACAAGGUGGUGGUGAAGGGAGAGAAGGCUGAACCAAUUAAGGUUCUUGAAAGAGUUCAGAGGAAGAGCCACCGGCAGGUGGAGCUUCUCUUUCCAAUCCCAAAACCGCCGGCGGAGGAGAAAGAGAAGCCCAAACCAGAGGAAAAGAAAGAAGAGCCCCAGGUAAUCACAGUGGUGCUGAAAGUUCACAUGCAUUGCGACGCCUGUGCCCAAGAAAUCAAGAAACGCAUUCUCAGAAUAAAAGGAGUGGAAUCUGCUGAGGCAGAUCUUAAGAGCUCAGAGGUGACAGUGAAGGGUGUGUUUGAUCCGCCUAAGCUAGUUGAUUAUGUGCACAAAAGAACCGGGAAGCACGCGGCGAUCGUGAAGCAAGAACCGGAGAAGAAAGAGAAAGAAAAAGCCAAAGAUGAGAAGAAAGGUGGUGAAGUAGGUGACAAAGAUAAGAAGGGCAAAGAUGGUGGUGGCGAUGAAGCGAAAGCAGAAGAGAACAAGGAAAAUAAAGGUGACAACAAUGAAGCUGCCGCCGCGGCCGCUGGUGGUGCACCGGAAGGAGCUGCCGCAGAAGAGACCAAGGUGGUGGAGCUGAUGAAGAAGAAUGAAAACUAUUCUUACCCACCAAGGUAUGCCAUGGAACACUAUGCCUACCCACCUCAGAUCAUGGAACAGUAUGCAAACCCACCUCAGAUCAUGGAACAGUAUGCCUACCCACCUCAGAUCUUCAGUGAUGAGAACCCUAAUGCCUGCUCUAUCAUGUAAAAAGUGAGCAAUGUCAAGGGUAGAAUGGGAAUAUGGGAAAAAAUGUUCAAGUACCAAUUACCAUGUUCUGUUCAUGUGUUACUGUGUAGUAUCUUUCUUGCACUGAAGUGAACUAUAACAUCUAGAGUAAAUUAUAGCAAUAGUUCCUCAAAUU